Dunckerocampus dactyliophorus (ringed pipefish) is the source of this 7424-nucleotide messenger RNA. It is a transcript of the gene elf2b, whose product is annotated as E74-like factor 2b (ets domain transcription factor). Bases 3575 to 5554 code for a protein of 659 amino acids. Gene Ontology annotation, cellular component: nucleus. Lineage: Eukaryota; Metazoa; Chordata; Actinopteri; Syngnathiformes; Syngnathidae. Gene Ontology annotation, molecular function: DNA-binding transcription factor activity, RNA polymerase II-specific; sequence-specific DNA binding. The transcript is spliced from 11 exons. The record is from RefSeq and is a predicted model, not a curated record. Gene Ontology annotation, biological process: regulation of transcription by RNA polymerase II; cell differentiation.
CUAACGAGCUAUCGUUAGCCAGCCAACAUUGUGCUUCUGUGCUGCGUUUUUUUUUAAAUCACAUAUGUCACAUAUUACUUACUCACCUGGAUAUUCCACACAUCACCUGGAUAUUUGAGAUAUUACUUGCAUAUUUCACAUAGCACUUGCAUAUUUCACCUAUUACCAGCAUAUUUCACAUAUUACUUGCAUAUUCCACGUUUUGCUGGGGCUGCUUAUUGUUUAUUUCAGUGUAAGUUAAGCCUAGAGUAAAUCUAAACCAUCAGAAUUAAUAUCAUCUCUCAGUGAUGCACUUUACAUGACAGAUCCCUCUUAAAUUCCAAGAAAUGUUACACUACAAAUCCUUCAAAUGUUUUAAUUUACUUUAAUCUUGAACCUAACACCGAAAUAUCUUGUAAAAGUUAUUGGCUGAAGAUGAAAGUCACAGAAAUGUAUUGACUGUAAACUAUUGCAGUGGUGUCCAAAGUGCAGCCCGGAAGCCAUUUGAGGCAUGGAGGUCAUUUUUUAAUUGACACAUUCUUAAAGUACAAUUGUAAAAAAAAAAAAAAAAUAAGACAACAGCAAAAAAAAAAGUGGUACGUAAGGAGAAAAACAUUUAUAUAUGAUGUGUAAUUAUUGCUUUGCAUUUUUGUAUUUAUUUAUGAUGUAUUCCUUUUACUUAUUUAUAUAAACAGUUUUUAAUUAUGUUUUUGAAUAAGCCAUUUAUUAAUUGCAACACAUUUUCAUUUUUUUUCUUUCUUGACUAUAAAAUGGUUACAUGUGGUUACAUGUCCAAAGUGUUUUUUUUUAGUUUUAUUUUUAGCAGCAGCAUUCAGGCAUCCAUAUACAUAUAUAUCAAACAUCAGAACAUCAAAAGAAGCUGUAGGGCCACAGUAAAAAAGACAAAAAAAGAUGGAAAACAAGCCUGUUUGGUGUGGAGGGGCCAAGGAACUUUACCUUGAGCAGCUCUGUUGUGUUUUUGUCGUGAAUGAUCGACCAGCCUAGCUUGCACUGCGCAGUCUAAACUAAGUUCUCAGUCGUCCUGUGCAGGCUUCUUCGCAGCUGCUAGUGCUGCUCCUGGAUAUAUUGUGUUGCUAAAUCAUGAUCAAGUACAGAGUGGGUACUGCAGAUUUUAGAUGUAUGCAUUAUUACCAGAUUGGACAGGAAUUGUGGAUGCAGUAGGCCCUAACGUGAUGGAAACCACAAAGACUCAAACUACCGUACUCCAGGGUCACUUUUGAAAUAGUACUAGAUCAAACUGAAAGUAGAAGUUUUGUGGAAAUGUGGAAUUUAUACUGCAAAUGCUUGCUUGGUACUGCAAUGUUCCUGGUAGGGUAAAUAACGGUUUGAUCCCCUGCUGAUUUUAAUCUUACAUUAUAAAAUAUAGAAGCUAAUUCUAUACAAGUGACAUUCUCACAGUGUUUUCAAAUGUGUGAAAGACCACAUCAUAUCCCCAAGUAUGCUGUAAGACAUGGGGAAAUGAAGUCUCUAGUCUUGUGAUACCUGAUGCAUGUCUCUACAGUCGGUUAAUCUAAGGAUUUAUGGCUGAUCUUCAGCGAUCAAGGAUGCUGCUACUGACGCAGCUGUAUCGCUAGCUUUUCAAACCGGAUAUCCGGUUGUAUCGGUUUAUCUUUCACAACCCAAGAUGUGACCAACCAUUUCACAAGUAAAGCAUUAGCGCUUGUUAAAUGGGUUUUAAAAGAUCUAUUAUAGGCAAAAAGUAAGCCUUUGGAAACAAGCUAGCUUACCUGGCACUAGACAUGUGUCGGUUACUGGUUUCAAGGUAUACAGUUGUCCCUCGUUGAUCACGGUUAAUUGGAAGCAGACCUGAUCGCGACAAGUGAAUUUCCGCAAUUCAAUGUUAAUAAACGGAAUAUUUUCAUAGCUAGAGCGUAGAAAAACUGUUGAUGACUUUCUAAACACAGUUUUUAACAUUAUUAGAGCCCUGUAGACAUGAAAUUACACCCUUGUAGUUACCUUUAUUCUUUGUUUACACCACAUUGCACAGGCUACGGGAUCACUGCAGGGACAUGAGACGGCUGCCGCUAGCAUAGCAAGCUACCGAGCUAACUAGUUAGCCUCUCCAAUUGAGUUACUCUCAACUUAAGGAAGUGUUUCAAACUAAGUGGGGAAGCAGGAUAAAGUAAGAAGCCAAACACUUUUUUUCAGUCUUUCAUGUUGUACAUGCCAUGGCUGACUCCAUGCAGUGUGCACGGAAUGUAAUAUAAGAUUCAAGAUUCAAGAGUUUUAUUGUCAUAUGCACAGUAAAACAGGUAGUUAUGCUAUGCAAUUGUCAUGUCUCAUCAGUAACUAAUUGAUUGAGCAGAAUACUACAUAUAACUUGUCUUUCAGUAUUUUUGACUAAUAAUAGGCCAUAGUUAACCACAAAACAGUGGGCAUCGAACCGCGACCUAGCGAGGGACAACUGUACCACGGUAUGAAAAAAAAAAAUCAUGGUUUCAAAGCCACUAAAAUUUUCCAUCUUACCGUUCCCACGUCAUGAGAGAAAGUGGAAGUCCAGCAGGCCACUACGUACAAAUACUUUGUUGAAAGUUGGCUUCAAUUUUCACAAAAAAUAAAUUGUAUAGAGCGUAAUUCUAGUUUUCCAUGCAGAAAAUAAUGUCAAACAUUUCUAAAUGAUGAACAGGUGGAAUGUAUUGUUGAUGCAGACUUCCCAUACAUCCUGGCGAGCAAAGUGCUGGCACUCGCAGCUUUCUUUGGCCCCAUGGUGGGUUAUGUAGCAGUCCCACUCAAUAAAAAAAAAUGCACGGACACACAUAGGGUGCUUUGUUUGAGUACUGGAUUUCACAGAAUGAUACAGUACAGGUCAAACGGGCUAGUUUGUUACGUGCGAACUGAGCUGUACAAAAACCGAGGCAACAUUUUGGCUACAUUUUUCGACGAAAAACAAAUCAAUGUUGGAUGUUGUUGUAAGAGUAGUCACUGUUAAUGGUCAGUAUAGUGUAAUAUUGUGAUGAUGUGAUGAUAUUUUGUGAUGAUCAUUGAUUGAAGGGACUCUGAGUGUCCUGUUGGUCAAAUCCGGCAUUGAAAUAUGAAUGUCCUGACUUGAUGGACUUCUAUUUGUAUUUGCUCGCUGUGUCAUCUUUGUGUAAGCGUCAGUCGAGGGCACGGCAGGGCACAAGGCAGGGCGUUGUGUCUUUUCCAGAUGGCUGAGCAACUUGCGACAAAAGGACUGUUGUUGAAAAAUCAUGUGACGGUGUGUGUGUGUCUAUGUGUGCUGGUUCCACCCCUGUCAUGUGAUGAGGGGCAGGGCUGUGAGGAGUGAGGGGCAGGACUGUGAGGAGUGGUGAGCAGCUCCUGGACACAGCACAUGAAAUGUGUGGAGAUGGAAGGAUGCAUGGCAGACACAGGAAGGUUGGGAGAUUCACACACAUUCUGGGAAGGACACAAAAGAGAGCUAUACACAGGAUGUCCUGAUCUAGUUUGCUGGAUGACAAGAGGAUUCACGCUAUUCAUCUGUCUCAACACCUGAGCGCGUUGGUUUUAUGGCAGAAUGAAUGAAACCCUGCCUUUCACUCCAGUGGUGGAAGCUGUGGGGAGUCACAUGACUGGUUAUCGCUGAGGAAUAUGAGUCAUGACCUCAGUGGUUCUGGUUGACUCUGGUGGGACUGUGGUGGAGUAUGUCACAGCUGUGGAAGACCCACAGCAGCAGGAGGGUGAGUGUGAUGCGGACCUAGAACCAGAGGGACAAGUGGAGGACGAGGGCGAAGUGGAGGACGCCUAUGAAGAGGCUGAGCAUGGAAGAGAGGAUGAAAACUGCACAGCCAUCAUUGUGGAGGAGGUACCCGAUGCCGGCUUAGCUGAGGCGGUGAUGUACGAUGACGAAGCCAACGGCAUCCAGGAAGUGGGAAAUGAGCAGGACGUGGAGUCAGAAAAGGGGGCAGUGGAGGCUUCUGUCCAAAGCGCCAGUGUGCACUGCUCUGACAAGACCAUUGAGGCUGCAGAGGCUCUCCUACACAUGGACUCACCAUCCAGUGUCAGAGAAGACUGCAGUCCAGAAGCUUUUGUCCCGGCGUAUGUAGCAACGCCAGACUUCCUCCACGCCGCCAUGCGUCCCGACAUUGCAGAGACUGAGGUGGAGAUCUCCACAGAGGACUGCUGCGAGGAUGAGGACGAGGAUGAAGACGAUGAUGACGAUAUAGGAACUCUGCUAGAAGAGCCAGAGCCAGAACGUAGCCAUGAGCCUGUCAGGAAGAGGAGAGCUGGACGGAAAUUAAAAACAAAUCAGUCACCUUACUCAGCUGAUAUUGGCAUCAGGAAGAAAACAAGAGAAGGGAAAGCAGGGAGCACCAUCUACUUAUGGGAGUUCCUGUUGGACCUCCUGCAGGACAAGAACACCUGUCCAAGGUACAUCAAGUGGACCCAGAGGGAGAAGGGCAUCUUUAAGCUGGUGGACUCAAAGGCCGUGUCGAAGCUGUGGGGAAAACACAAGAACAAGCCAGACAUGAACUACGAGACCAUGGGACGGGCUCUCAGAUAUUACUACCAACGUGGCAUCCUAGCUAAAGUUGAGGGCCAACGGCUGGUUUAUCAGUUUAAAGAAAUGCCCAAAAACAUUGUCAUAAUUGACGAUGACAAGGCAGACAUGUCCACUGCCGAUGACCCAAUGGAGAUGACUGCGUCCUACGAGCGCAUCCCGCAGCCGUCAGAUGUGCUGCUCAAGGCGUCUGACCUCUCCCCCAGAAAGCCCAACAUCCUGCGAGGCGGAAACCGAGGCAGCUUGGUUAAUUCGUCUGCUGUUGUCGGCAACAAGACCGUGCCAGUCAGCGCCCCAAGGAUUGCGUCAACAGAUGGCAGCCGGAAUCAGCAGGCGGCUGUCAUUUCCAGCGCUUCUGGGCCCAGGACAGUGCGGGUCGCCAUGCAGGUGCCAGUCGUCAUGACAUCAUUAGGCCAAAAGAUUUCUACAGUUGCUCUGCAGCAGCCAGCAGUAAGAACAGGUGCAGCUGGCCAUGCCACCCUUCUGUCCAAUGCUGCUGCUGGAGGCACCAACUCCCAACAGAAGGUUGUCAUCCAGACCAUCCCCACAAUGGUCCCAGCCACAGCGGAGAACGGAGAGAAGAUUACGGUCCAGCUGGCUAAGAUCAUCACAAUCCCCGCCCAUCAGUUGGCUCAGUGUCAACUCCAAACCCCCACAGACGGCAAGUCCAGCGUCGGUGGUUCAACACCGGGAAUCGGCCUCCUUGGAAGCCCCGUGACGGUCCAGACCCUCACUCCGGUCAGCGUGGCCUCGGGAGCGCAGGUGAUGAGACUGUCUGUGCCAACUCAGGCACAACCGCAGACUCUGGUGGUGUCGGGAAGCACCAGCAGCGGGGCGGUCACGGUGUCGACAGCCAAUCGUGCCGUGGCGGCACAGCCUCGCAUCAUUGGGGGCGUUUUCAACGGCUCUGAGCUGGUGGUGGGAGGUGAUAAGCUGAAGGCCGCCGGUGUUCAAGUACAAGCUGUUCAAAUGGCGGUGGCGGUUCAGCAGAACCAGGCCAAACCCCAAAGGGACCCUGAUUCACUAACCAAACUAGAAACGCCCGUCGCAGUAAAGACUCAAGAUCCCGAAUGUUGAUCUGCCAAUCUUUCUCCACCCAAGUGGGUUAUGAAAUCAUGUUAUUAUUCUUGAUACCAGCAGCAGUUUGACAGACUUGUUUUUUGUAGUGUAAAACCUCUUCCACAUAGCCUGGAAGUCUCAAGCGGAGCCCGGCAUGCGACAUAGGAAGACAGACUUGAAUGGGACCAGCCCAGAUCCACUACCACUCUGCCCGGAUCAAACAUUACUUUCAUUUUUAAAUGAACACUGGCACACUACAACAAAUUCGAAACGUCACCAGAAGCUAAACUGGCCGGUAAAAAAAAACAAAACAGCAAAGGAGCUGUAGUAAGACAAACCAGCAGUUUUUACUUCAGUCACUGUUGAAAUGAAAUGUGUGUGGUGCUACAUGGGGCCUGAAAGAGUGGGGAUGUGUUUCAAACACAUGUAGAUACAUAUACAGUAUAUGUAUAUAUGUUGUACAUACACACACACACACACACACACGUACAAUAUAUGUAUACACAGCGUGUGCCAAAAGUGGGUAUACACUUAAGUUUCAUUUUAUUACAAUAACCUGGUCAAGCAAUCAAAUAACCACCGUAAUCUCUUAAUUUGUGCCCCCCAAAAAAACAUUGGUGUCAACAGCUGUGGCUGUAGGCAACCUCCAUGUAUUUUUUUUUCAAAAUCUCCACAAGGUGGCAGUAGCUGCAUUUGAAGUAUUGGGAGUGGUCAGCAUCCAGCAGCUUGAUCUUGUUCCACAUGCGCUUUAAAAAUGUUGCAACUCUGCUUUCUGAGUGAUAAUUUGUAAUUGUAAAAAAUAUGUAAUAAAAUGAAAAGGUUUCUAAGUGUAUCCCUACAGAAAGGCCAGCCCUGUGUGCCUGUGUAGAUUUCUGUAUAUAUAUACUGAAUGUGUGCGCUCGCGUGUGUGUGUGUGUGUGUGUAUACAUUUACUAUAUGGCUUACAGAGCAGUCUUACAGUUUGACACUUAUUUUAUGUAGUGUCUGAACUGUAAGCUGAGCUGGUUUAUUUUUUAUUUUUAUUUUUUGGUCAUUUCCCAAACUUUACCAAGCACAGUAUUAUGGGGGGGGGGGGGAUCUAACAUUGAAAUUGUCAUGAGCUUUCUGUGCUGACUCAGCUUAGAAUGCUGCUACAGAGACCACCAUCAUGUAUGCACACGCUACGCUGCCACCUGUGAGGAAAGUAAAGUCACAUUACAUCGUUGUUUGUUUUUUUUAAUCAAGAAUACAGAUUUGACAUUGUCAAAGUUAAAUUUUUAACGUGAGAAGUUCUCUGUAGGGAACCCUGCAGGCCUCAGUGAGUUAGCUGUACUUUGCAGAAUGUUGAUAGAAUUCUUUUCUAAUGUAACAAAAUAUGUAUAUAACCUAAUGUUUUGUUUUGUUUUUUUUUAAAUCAAAAUACUGAAUGCAAUGUCAGUCUUAGAGUCCCUGGUCAUUUAAAAGUUAUUUUUUUGUCUUGUUUGCUAGCCCUACAUUUUUUUUUUUUUAAUCUAAAGAGCGAAAAUACAGAAGUUUGUGUUCAGACUGAACUGUUUGUAUAUUCAACAUUUGAAGUAUAUUAUAUUUUGUUGUACUCUUGUUUCAAAGUGUAUUAAAGUAGAUUUUACUCAAGCAUAAAACACUUAAAACCUGUAAACUGUUUUUUUUUUUAAGUAAAAGUUUUUUUUAUAUUUGUUGGGACAAAAAAACCCCAAAAAGUUCUAUAACACAGAGUUAGCCAUUUUAUUUUUAGAUCGCAAUUUCUAAUAUAUAUAUUUCCAAUAAUAAACGUGUGUAUGAGUGGGUGGCUGUGUCCUAAAUGCCUCAGCCAAUAGAAGUUCGAUUCCGGCUCCAAAUCUGAAGUUGGCACAUCAGGACAGGAUGUUUAGGAUGUUCAUCUCUAUGGUAG